AUGGAUCCAUCACCCCCCCUUCCACCGCUUCUAUCUCUACCUUAUGACAUCCGAAGACGAAUUUUCGUUUUCGCCGGCCUGGUUCGAGAAUGCCCUAUCACCAUCACUCCAGUCUCCCGACCAACACUGUACUUCGGUACCCAGCAGCUUAGCCCUGGCCUCGGCUUUUACGGGUGCGCAUACCCAUAUCGCAAGCAGAGGGUGCCAGACAGGGUUUCGCAUGGUUAUGAUCCGGAGUGCGACUGCCCGGAUCUUCCGAAGCAGCUGCUGUGCGUCUGCAGGUCACUCCAUAAGGAGGCGGUAGAGCUGCUCUAUGGCGAGAACAAAUUCGUGGUUCGUGCGCAUCACCAAGUCGAGGAUCUAGAUAUUCUCAAGACACUUCCGGUUUAUGGAAUUCAGGCACUACGUUACCUCUUGAUUCGCCUGAAUAGUUGGCCAUGUGCUCGUGGCCACAGUCUCAGCAACCCAAAGUAUGACUGCUGCGUCAUCUGUCCAACCAGAGCGCCGCAAAGCCGAAUAUCUGCGAGUGACCCAGAGCUUUCCACUGGCGACGGUUUCUCAGAGAGCAUCAUCAAAUGUUGGACGGAGAUAUGUCAUCGCCUUUCUGGUAUCGUUAUCCCUGGAACUCUUCACCUAGAGUUCAUUUGCGAUGCUCAAGACCUACAGACUGCCCAGCGCGUCAUAGAGCCUAUGAGCCCCCUUCCGCGCCUCAAAGAAUGUAGUAUAAGGCUUGGGAGGAAGAAAGACUAUUCCUUGCGUUCUCUUGCUCAGUCAACUGCCGUUCAACUGACUAGAGGCGUUGAGAAAAGGAAGCCUCCUGUUGUGUCUUUCUCCUCUUUACCACGGGAGAUCCGUCUACGUAUCCUCUGGUUCACGAAUCUUGGACCUGGAGGUAUAUUCCUGAAGAGCACUGACCAUGAGCUGGAAACUAUACACGUUGAUCGCGGAAGGUUUGCCCAUGAAAUUGGUUUCCGAAGAGGAUUCCGAACCUGUUGUCUUGACUGCUCCUUCACCAAGCUGCACUGCUCUUGCCCGUUAAACUAUGCGUCUUAUAGCGCUUCUUGUUGCUGUCGGGUGCUACCCUUGGAGCUCUUUCUUGUUAGCCAGCAAAUGCACGUCGAUGCCGUCGAGGUUUUUUUCUCGACAAACACAUUUGAAUUUCGGGGACCUUUUUCUGAUACGCAGAAAAUGCUGGAGACUCUUUCGCCCAGAUCUUUGAAACAGCUUCGGCACCUCGUAUUUGACAUGGGCUUUUCAAACCCAUAUUUCCGGGAUCAGGACCAACUCCAAUGGCAUUCCCUACUCUCUUUCAUGAACAAGCACUGCGAUAUAUCCCAACUAUGCAUUGCAAUCGAUUUGUCAUCGGAUAUCGACACUGUUUUGGAAGCUGAGGAUGAAGCAGAAACUAUUGAGAUGAUAUAUCAUGGAUAUGUAGCUCUAGUACGGGCAGUGAAGACUGAGCUAUCCAGUCUUACAGAUUUCCACAUUGAUCUCGGCAUUUCAUGGGACCUGGAGCCGGUUCUGGAGAAAUACAUCAUGGGCCCAGAGUAUGACAGCGAGAAUGGCAAUCGAUAUUCCAAGACGGUUUACGAAGUUGCGGGAGACACCUUUUACCGUCAAAUACCUCCAUGCCACAAGGAUCUCUGA
This is a messenger RNA of Clonostachys solani, 1647 nucleotides long. The record is from the annotation of a GenBank genome assembly. Lineage: Eukaryota; Fungi; Ascomycota; Sordariomycetes; Hypocreales; Bionectriaceae.